AUGCCUCAGAAAGAGAAAACUCCCGGGAUGAGUUCUUCCACCUCAUCCUCCAAAGUUACAGAGGUAGAAAACGCAUUAGAAGAUCUAGAUGAUGAUGAUAUGGAGUGCAAAGAACUAGAAGGUUUGAAAGAAGCCUUGGAGAACCUCCGUGGUCUGUCCAGUGAGGAAAAAAAUGAAAAGGCUAUGUUACGCUCAAGACUCCAAGAGCAGUCUCAGCUCAUCUGCAUCCUGAAGCGCAGGGCUGAUGAGACCCUAGAGCGCUGUCGAGUCCUGGAGCAGCUCAACACGGAGCUGGAGGAGAAAAGGAUGAAUGAUGCCGAGAGGCUGGAAGCCCAGACCCAGCGUACACUGAAGCUGGAGGCUCGAUUCAUGGACCUGGCCGCCAACCACGAAGAGAUGAUCCGCUUCAAGGAUGAGCACAAGAGACAGAAUAUAAAACUGAGAGAAGAGAAUGAAAUCUUGAGAAAGGAGAACAGAGAACAUUUCAGCCAAGCCCUGAAAGACCAGGAGACCAAAGUGUGUCAACUCACAGCCCACGGGGAGAAGUUGUCCAAAGAGCUGGAGGCCCUGAAAGGGAAAUGUGCUGAAGACACCGGUAGAGCCAAAGCCCGGGAGAAGGAGCUCGUGGACCUACAGCAGCAGCAAGCCCACUCCCACGCUAAGGAAACCAGCUCCCUGCGAAACAAGCUCCACACACUGGAGGAGCUGCACAGCAAGACCCUGGCCAGAAUGGCCAAGGCCGAGGAGAAGCAGAAGGGCUUGAGUUCCGAGCUGAGCAGCCGUCUGGAAAAAGUCACCAAGGAGAAAGAGGAGCUGCUGCAGCUCUCCAUGGAGAGGGGCAAAGUGCUUCAGAACAAACAGCUGGAGAUUCAGCAGCUGGAGGAGAAGCUGGAGAUGGCGGAGACCGCCCGCAAGAAUGCCCUGGAUCGCUUCGAGCAAGAAGCCGCCACAGUGAACAGCAGCCUGAGAGUUCAGGAGCUGAGCCGAAAGGUGGAGGGGAUCCAGAAAGCCUAUGACGAACUCUGGCUGCAGUCGGAAGCCUUCAAAAAGCACAGUCUGGAUCUUUUAACCAAGGAGAGGGCACUCAACGCCAAACUCCGACACCUCUUCCCAUAAGGCAGGCCUUGCUUCCUCAGGCCCCACCCCUCAACCGAAAUCCGUGUUUACCUCCUUUACCGGAACAGUAACCAACCUUCCAUUUCUUAUAUUUCUAUUACACACACACAGACUUGAGACCCGCUUUAGAGUCACUAUUCUUGUUCCAUCGUUCAAUUUUUGGUUCCACCACCUAGAAUACACAGUUUUGUCAGAUGUCAUUUGUCUGCCUCUGAAAUUCCAUCCCCUUCAGAGCUCCCUCCCUCCUUCCUCCUGACUUGGGUCAGGGGCUUUCCAGGCUCCUGGGAAUUGCAUUUUCAGCCUCUGAGGUGUCCUCCGCGGGGUGGGGUUUUCAUUUGGUUAAAGUCUAUGGGGAUGUAAAAUUAUCCUUCAUGUGCAAUUAGAUUUUGUUUAAAAAAUGAAGAUUCACACCUUUAAUAUGUACCUAGGGAGGUCUUGAUGGCUGCAUUUCUAGUUUGUCUUCUUUAGAUCAUAUUAUAAGUGCAUCUGUUGUGAUGCUGUGUUGCUAAUGUCUGUGGGAGAGGGCAAAUACUAUUAAGUUUUUCCCAGAGUAGGCAGACCUCUCACCACGGUUAAUCUGUACAUGAAACGUAGUUCCCAUAAGUAAAAUGGGUUUAUUUCUUAGUUGAUAGCUCAGUUCUUAGUUGUAUUUUUUUCCCUAUA
This is a messenger RNA of Dromiciops gliroides (monito del monte), 1779 nucleotides long. RefSeq names its product coiled-coil domain containing 89 (gene CCDC89). The record is from RefSeq and is a predicted model, not a curated record. The transcript has a single exon. Lineage: Eukaryota; Metazoa; Chordata; Mammalia; Microbiotheria; Microbiotheriidae. Bases 1 to 1116 code for a protein of 371 amino acids.